CAGAUCAGCUGAUUUGUCAAAUCGUGUUUUGAUUACGAUUUUGUUAGAUUUUCUCUUUAUUCUAAGUUUUAUUCACUUAAUUAACAAUAGAUAAUGUCUAAAACUGCUCACGUAGUGGAUGGAGAGGCAUCGGAAUCGGAUUCAGAAAUUGAAGUAGGAAAAUCACCCGAAUUAGAAAUACCAACAAAUACAGCUGGGUUUGUUAUCGCUGGAGAAGCACCAGAAUCUGAUGAUGAAUCAAAGAUAACCCGAGUGCAGACACCAAGCGAACCUGACCUGCCCCUCCAUUCAAUUCUCACUCCCCCCACAAGCCCUAGCAAGAUAUACAACUCAUUGCUACACCAAAAACUAUGGGAAUGCAACGUGUCCUUACGAGCGAGUAUCGAAGGCCUGUUCAGACACACGACUGAGCUGUCGGUGGACAAGCUGGCGAGGGCUGACAAGACCCUCCUUAAUGUGCAGGAAAGCAUGAGAGCUACGAACGCGAAUUUGUCCUUAGCGAGAGCAAGACUGAAGCAAAUGCAGGCGGAACUGGAGAAGGCAAAUUGUAGUGCAGCACUGACAACUGUCAAAAUCAAGUCUUAAGACUGUAGGCUUAAGUCUAUAAACACUUCUAUGUACUGCCCAUAAGACUAUCCCCUCACUAUGAAUAAAGUCAAGCUUCGACCUAAUCAACUCGUGCAGAUCGCGUUGGCGAUGGCGAUCACUGCGCGUGCAUAGAUCGCCGCGACCAAUGACAGGACGAGUUGAUGUGAACUCAUCGCUACAAAUUCAUACACGACAUCAGUCUGUCAUAAUAUUUUAUUAAAAAACUUGAAUUUGAUUUAUUAUUUGUUAAAAAAAAUGAGUUUUAGCGAAUGUUUUUCGAUAAUAUAACGCAAAUCCAUGAAACGUUUUUAUACGACCGGUCACUUUUCGGUCUUCAUGAAAUGGACAAAAUUACACAAUUUGAAUUUAGGAAAACGAUCGAUGAUCAAUGUAUUCAUUGUCCAUCCAUGAACAACUUUACACAAUCGCACCUCUGAUCGCCAUCGCGAUUGCAAUGGUUUGGAUGAACCUUUAAGUCUUUAAACACUUCUAUGUAAAUCGAGCACAUCAGGCUAUAUUUAAGUUGCAAAAUAACCAUGCUAACUGUAGUGUAGCACUAACCACCGUGAAAAUAAAGUCUUAAGUUUACAAACACUUCUAUGUUUUAUAAUAGCCCAUAAAACUACUCAUUUUUGUUGCAGAAGUUAGGCAAAAUGUAGUGAACCAUAAAAUUUCACGGUUUGUGUGUUUCUAUUGCCGUUAUAACAACGAAUAAUAAAAUUAAACAAUGAAGAGGGCUUGAUCGUAUUGCUUGUUGUUUAUGGUAGAAUGUUCGCCAUUUUCCUUAUAGAAAAACACGUGACUCUCCCUUCAAGAAAAGUUCCUGGAAUUUGUAUGGCUUUGGUACGGUUUUAUUCAGAUUUAUUUUUAACGUUUAUUUAGGGCGCUCCCUUACUAGGAGUAUUUGUAAAUCGCAAGUAAUGUAGUAACGUAAUAGGUGUUUUAUACUAGGUUUUGCCCGUAUCUUCGCAGGGUGAAUUUCACAUUUAUUUAUAGUAGAUUUUUGAGAAUUGGGAAACAGUGUUGCUAGGUAAAUAUCUACUUUAUAUUUAUGAGAUUUCAAUACACCAAGUAAUAAUUGAUAGUAUUGAUACCCCCGCUGAAAUUUUGAGUAGCUUGUCUCUACUUAGAAGUCUAAAUGUAUUUUUUUAAAACCUCCUUAAUCUUCAAAAAGACGUGGAAAAUGCUGAAAAGUAUAAAAA
Messenger RNA from Ostrinia nubilalis (European corn borer), 1790 nucleotides. RefSeq lists its product as uncharacterized. The record is from RefSeq and is a predicted model, not a curated record. The coding region runs from base 94 to 585 and encodes 163 amino acids. The transcript has 5 exons. NCBI's taxonomy places the organism in Eukaryota, Metazoa, Arthropoda, Insecta, Lepidoptera, Crambidae. Gene Ontology annotation, cellular component: BLOC-1 complex.